Messenger RNA from Adineta ricciae, 678 nucleotides. The record is from the annotation of a GenBank genome assembly. NCBI's taxonomy places the organism in Eukaryota, Metazoa, Rotifera, Eurotatoria, Adinetida, Adinetidae.
AUGUUGAGUUCAUUUCGAGAUAUGCGUCCGUAUCUAUCUGCUUGUUUUCUUAUUGCAUAUGUGGCACUUGUCGAAAGCGCUUGUCAACAACCUCGUCGAUUCUAUGUAGACUGUGGUGCUACACGAUCAUUACAGAAUUCCGCAAAUUUAUGUGCGAAAUAUGGCAUGACUUUACUAAAUCUAACCAAUUCAUCGACUAUUGUCAGCCAAGUCCUCGAUCUUAAUCAAACCCUCUAUUCAAUUAAUUGCAAUUCUCUGUUUUGGUUUUCAUCCGGAAACAAAACAGGAAUACUGGCAAAUGCUGAAUCACUUGGCGCAGUUCUGACUAGUCUUCUUACCGGUCUUGGUGAUUUACUCGGUGGAGUACUGAACCUCGUUGGUACUCUACUGUGCAGUCUACUUUUCGUUCCCUGUCCAACAACAACAACACCUGCACCCAUUACCCAAGCGAUAACCGUUUGCGUUCGACCGAUACAACAGAGGGUGAUACAAAAAUGCUUGACUCAAACAGCACGAGCAGACAUGAAAACAUUUCAAUUCAAUGAACAGCCCAUGUACGGCGGAGUUAUAGACACUUUUGCAUCAAGAAGUCGGAUGACAUGCAGCGGCGUAUGUUCAUCUAUGAAUGAAUGCAUCGGUAUAUCGUACAUCAAUGGCAUCUGUAGUCUUUACAUGUAA